AUGAUUCAUCGCAAUGCAAGUGAAGGAGCCGACGAAAGAAGCAAUACCCAGUGCAUCAAAGAGGGCAAGUACGCGGUCGGAAGCAUAACGGAACACAGGUGCGACGAUCACUACGUCCUGAGGGGAUCCCGGUUUCGGACCUGCGCGGAGAGCGGGAAAUGGACGGGGAACGUUCCGUUCUGCGAGCGAGCACCUCCCAUCAUGAAAGAUUGCUACUGCGGCCUGACCCCGCGUCCCGCCGUCGGAACGGGAAACGAAACGGAGAAGGAGGUCCUCGCGGAAGGCGAGACCGUCCCCGGGUCUUGGCCCUGGACCGCGGCUCUCAAGACGAGGGACGGGGAGUUCGUUUGCGGGGGACCCUCAUCAACAGUCACUCCGGAAGAUCCAGACUCGUUCUACGUGUCCCUGGGCGAUCACGACAGACUUCGACCCGAAGCCGGUCAGCUGGACGUGAAGAUCGGGCAGAUCGUGAUCCAUCCGGCCUUCGAUAUCGACACUCACCGGUACGACUUGGCGGUCGUUCUCCUGGACGAUCCGGCGCCCUUCCUCAACUAUCCCAAUAUUCGUCCCAUCUGCCUCCCGAAAGCCGACGAGCAUUUCGACGAGACGAUCAGGGAGGGAGUAGUCGUCGGCUGGGGCCUUCCACAGAGAGGUGGAUUGAAGGUGGGGCCGCUGCCGAGAAAGGAAAGAAUGACGAUCGUUCAUAUAUUCCCUCCCGAGAUCUGCUCCAAAGUGAUCGGGUCUCUCUACGACGAAGAGACGAUGAUCUGUGCCUCGAGCCGGGAGGGACGAGUCUGCAACGUGAGUUCCCCCGGAGCAUUCUGGCUUGGGUCUUUCCUUCCUCGGAUGUCAUCGGUCGACCGAAACGAGGGACCGAAUUCCUCAGGGAGACGGAGGAGCGGGGCUGGCAACGAUAACCAGAUACAUUCGACAUCCACGGGAAGAGCCAACGAAGGGGCGGGUACCUGCGGGCGCAAACGAAGGAGCGUGCUCGAGAUCCCCGGUGUUUACUUUGGCAGGAGUGACGUCGUGGGCGAAAGGGAGCUGCGAUCCGAAAAUCCCGUCUGGAUACGUCCGUCUUUCGGUUGGCUUGGGUCUUUCCUUCCUCGGAUGUCAUCGGUCGACCGAAACGAGGGACCGAAUUCCUCAGGGAGACGGAGGAGCGGGGCUGGCAACGAUAACCAGAUACACUCGACAUCCACGGGAAGAGCCAACGGAGGGCUGAGUACCUGCGGACGCAAAGGAAGGAGAGUGCUCGAGAUCCCCAGUUUUUACUUUGGCAGGAGUGACGUCGUGGGCGAAAGGGAGCUGCGAUCCGAAAAUCCCGUCUGGAUACGCCCGUCUUUCGGGAGGGCCUCAAGGGAGGAGGGAGGGAGGGAUGGAGGGAAGGAGGGAGGGUGGGAGAGGGAUGAUCCCCAGUCUUCCACGGAUCAUCUCAUCUUCAGAGAUUCUCAUUUCUCGCUGAAAACGUGGUGA
This is a messenger RNA of Darwinula stevensoni, 1476 nucleotides long. NCBI's taxonomy places the organism in Eukaryota, Metazoa, Arthropoda, Ostracoda, Podocopida, Darwinulidae. The record is from the annotation of a GenBank genome assembly.